Messenger RNA from Chara braunii, 1535 nucleotides. NCBI's taxonomy places the organism in Eukaryota, Viridiplantae, Streptophyta, Charophyceae, Charales, Characeae. The record is from the annotation of a GenBank genome assembly.
GUGGUUACAACAAUUGAGGCAGGAAUUUCAAUAAUGGUGGUAGUUACAACGGCGGUUAUAAUAAUGGCCAGCGUUAUUCAAGGCCAUGGAACGGAGGAUAUAGGGAGCGUGAUAAGGAGGAGAAAUUCGACAGAAUCAGGUCUGCUACAUGAGCAGGCUGAGGAGAGGGAGCAACACAAACGGGAGGCAGCAAGGGUAUUAGCUCUGGAGGAAGAAAAGAAAAGACUCCAGGCAGAUGAAGAGAAACGUGCAAAAAUUAGGAAGGAGAGGGAGUUGCAGGAAGCUAAGUUAGGACAAAUAGUUAGGUCGAGUAUGAAGGUCAUUUGUGAAUCUGCAUUGGGCAGGAAAGUGAAUCUUCCUGGUGACGAAGAGUCUGAGGUUAGCAAGUUGCGGAAGGAGCUUGAUGAUAUGAAGACAAGAUGUGCUGGGAGUUCGACUUCUUCCAGCCUCGAAUCGCUACGACAAGAGAAGGAGGCUCUGCAGAGAGCGCAAGAUCAGGGAUCUGGAGAGCAACGGCUGCGCCGUGAGAUUGAGGACUUGAAAGCCAAAGCCGGCGGCGUGCAGGAGGAGAAGAAUGAUGAUCUUGUUGCCUUGCAGAUGCAAGUUGCUGAGUUAAGCGGAUUCCGGAAGACGCUGGAUGAGAGGAAUGUUGAGCUGACUAGCCUGAAGGCUGAAAACGCGCACAUCCGCAAUGAGUUCAAGGACUUGCGUGAUGAGGUUGUACACCUUCGGAACGAAGGUAAGCGGGGUAGCACGGCAGUUACUGAGAAGAGUCCACCCGAAGAGCCAUCGCGUGGCAAAGUGAAAACAAGCGAGGCUAUGUACACUCCGAAGGAUCUUGAAGGGUUGCAUAAGGCGUACAAAGAGGCUCUGGUGCAGAAGGAGUUGGCUCUAUGCGAGGCCGAGGCGCUGAAGGAACGAAUGGCCAGGAUGAGAGCUUCUAAGUAUCGGCAGUCUGUUCGAAAAACCGGUUGCAGAAAGGCAACUCCAAGAAGUUUAAAAACAGCCUUGAAUGUCGUGGAGAUCGAAUCCGAUGGUGAGAAGGAGGUGCAGGAUGAUGUCGUGGCUAUGGAGAGAGGUCACACUAUCGGUGACGUGGCGCGUGAUCUGGAGGAAGAGAUGCACAAGAAAUUCAGGGAGAGGAGAAUGAAGGAAGUUCGCGCGGAGAAGAAGGCCGAGCUUGAAAAGAUGUGUGUGGACGAGGAGAUAUCCUACAUCAAACUUGAUCAGGCUAAGACCGAUAUCGUCAAAAUUCGUGCGCGACGGGACUAUGAUGAAUGGCUUAAGACGAAGGAGAUCCUUGAUGAUGAUCAUCAUCAUCAUCAUCAUCAUGAUUAUGCUACCUCCACGGAAGAGAUUAACGAUGAGUGAGGAGGCGCCCUGAGCGUAUCACACUUGCGGAGUUUGGCUUUGUUUUGCCGAUAUUAUCGAGGGUCGCUGCCUACUUUAGAGGUAACUUAUAUUUUUCGUUUUGUUGUCAUUCUUCUUAUUAUCUCUUGUGAAGUCCGAUGGGGUAACAAAUUUCGUAGUCUACU